AUGCCUCGAGUUAUCGUAUCAGUUGGUGGUGGCCACAUUACAGAGAUUCACAGGACGGUUUUGCAAAUCCAAAAAGCGCUUCUGGAGGCCUUUGUCGAUACAGCAGUGGUCAUCGCAGAUUUGGAUGACACGGUGACAAGUAAGGAGCGCAACUAUUCUGAUAGCGACUACAAUUUCGAACAGAUCUUGGCGCGGGUGAAAAACGCUGAAGCUUUGGAGCAGUGGGAAGUGGUGUUAGUUUGCGGCCGGUACGCUUUGUUUGACUCACGAAUCAAUGAGUUAGCACAACUCAAGGUUUUCCUGGAUAGUGACGGUGAUCGCAGGUUGAUUGACCUGAUCCAGCGAUUCCAAGUUCAAAGCUCAGAACAGCUUGCAGAUCUUAUUCAAGAGUAUUUGAGUGGACUGAGGCCUGAAAUGCAGAAGUACAUCGAGCCCACACGCGCGCAUGCAGACCUCAUCAUUCCCAGCAACGGCGACAGUGUGGGGGCAGCAAUCGUGGUCGAUAGCAUUGUGAAGAUCGUAGAGGACAGCAAGGGCGGUGCGCAGUCAGGGGCCACACGACUGUACCCUCAACUGGACUUCCAGGCUGAAUCACUGGACAUUGAGAAGGAACAAUACCAAGAUUUGAGCUAG
Molecule: messenger RNA, 633 nt
Organism: Lachancea meyersii CBS 8951
Lineage: Eukaryota; Fungi; Ascomycota; Saccharomycetes; Saccharomycetales; Saccharomycetaceae
Source: the annotation of a GenBank genome assembly